This is a messenger RNA of Acipenser ruthenus (sterlet), 5950 nucleotides long. Its product is annotated as sushi domain-containing protein 6-like. Lineage: Eukaryota; Metazoa; Chordata; Actinopteri; Acipenseriformes; Acipenseridae. The record is from RefSeq and is a predicted model, not a curated record. The transcript has 6 exons. Bases 512 to 1357 code for a protein of 281 amino acids.
UUGGCCUAUGACUCCUACUUUAUAGGAAUUCAUAUGUUUGUAUUUUAGUUAAUCGGAUAUAUGGCACGUAAUGUGUUGUUUGUAAUAUUUAAAUACCACACUAUAAUUGAUUUAAGGAACAUACACGUAGCCAAUAUAGGAUGAUAUAAUAUUACAGCCGGCUUUUAUGUGAACAAUUGCUAAGAGACAUGACGUGUGCGGGCUCUGCCCCGCCCUCAACCCUUAGACCCGUGUCAGUUCUACAGAGACUGCGCGAGUUUCACGAAUACACUGUAUCCAUUUCCGCUGUCAUUAUUAGCAUACAGCGAGAGAAAAACAGACAGAUACUAGACAGCUGACUGGCGAGUCUAGCUUUCCGACCGCUGAACAGUAACGCAGUCCGCUGCCCGGGUAGUACCUGCUCCUCUCCGAUUCGGGCUUCAUGUUCCUGUGUCAGACACUGCAGAAGAAGGGUCCUGAAGCGAAGCUGGUUUAGCCCGAUAGGAUCUCUGCUUUGCAGUUGGAAUAAAAGAUGUGCAAUGGAAUGGUAGCACCAAAGACAAGAUUCCUCGUCCACGUCCUUACUGUUUAUGACCGACUCUUUGUGUCCCUAGUGGUGUUACUGGCUGUCGUCUCCCAAGGACUGGCAUCAGGGUGUCAACCGCCGUUUGAGCCGGAGAACGGGGGGUACAAAUGCCACCCCUCACCUUGCCUCCAGCUGACGGAGGGCACUGUGAUCGAGUAUUUCUGCGACGAGGGCUACACGCUGAAGGAGGAUUACAAAUACCUAACCUGCGAGAACGGAGAGUGGAACACUGCCACGGAGAUCAGCUGCAGGCUCGGCCAGGAUAAAGACCAGCGCUCGUCCCUGGAGGUGCCCACACUCUCCAUCGUCGCCACAACCGUAAGCUCUGUGGCCCUCAUCCUCCUGCUCGUGGUCCUGUUUGUUCUGCUGCAACCGAAACUCAAAUCUUUCCAUGACAGCAGGCGUGACCCCGGAGUGUCUGGCGAUCCUGUUUCCAUCGUAGUGGGGGGUGUGCAGGUGGCUCUGCCUUCGUAUGAGGAGGCCGUGUACGGCAGCAGGGGGGCCAGCGUCCCCCCAGCCGAGUCCCGGGUGCAGAUUGUCCUGUCGGAGGACUCCCCCAUUGAGUCAGACACCCUGGGACAAGCUGAGGGGAGCCAGGCCAGCGGCUUUCAGUGCUCUGAGACAGUGCUGGUGCACCCGGCCCCCACCUCCUCCUCCUCCUCCUCCUGGGCCAGCGCAGCAGCCACCCGUCCUCAGCGGCAAGACUCGGAGAGCAGCGACGAGCACAGCCUACUGUCCCUCAACUGCACAGAGGAUUUCGCUGAUGAUAUUCCUUUGUUAAAGGAAGCAUGAAGCCAGCUGACUGGCUGCCUUUAUUUAGGCUUUCCCCCUCGCCGCUAUCUCUGCAGUCCCUCCUGGACUGUGCGCUCUGAAGCCUUUACCCCCUCCUCCAAACCCAACUAGCCACAGCCUGUCAUCCAAAGGACUGCACAGAGACUGUUUCGCCAGUAUGAUUUACUUUCGUUCAUGCAGAGCACUUCCUGCAUGGCCAGGCUUCGGUAGGCCUGCUUACCCCAUUGAUAGAUGCAGGUUUCCAGCAAACAGGCAGUGAGCGGUUUAACACAGACCAUAUGAAGGGCAGGCUUUAAGUAGAGGGAUUCCUUGUAUCUGGGUUUGUUUAACACGCAUGCAGCUCUGUGUGCACAGCAGUGACUGUAGCUUAUGUACAUUUACUCACUGACACACGUGUACUCGCACUUCACAAACGCAUACACACCAAAUAAACAUUCACAAUUAUUCACGCUAAAUAAAGUUCAUAAUUAUUCACAAUAUACUCACAGACUUGCAUUCAAACACAGAACUACUUGCCCACACCCAACCUUACACAAAGCAUUAAACACAAGUGCACAUAUAAUUAGAUAUUUGCAGAAUUAGCACAACGCAAGCAUGCACACCACACACAUUCACAACUCAUCAUACAGCCAAGCUUACAAACACAGAGUUGCAAAGUGAGUUAGUAUCUCUGGGUCCAUUGCAACGAACUAAAACAAGCGUACACUGGGCAUGAUCCCGUGGUUAGUACAGAGCAUGGUACUAAACUAGUACGCAACUUAAUACCUAUUUUAACAAACUAAGCAGCUCCAGAUAGUCCCCAGCUGUGUAUUAAAGAUGUUCUCAAGUGCAACAAACCCAAAGUAACUACUGCUGCCCUCUAGAGGAUACUAAAUCACGUCACUAAGUUAGUCUAGCAAUUUCUUUAGACUAAAGACUUGUGGUAUCGUACUAACUGGAACAAAUAUGAAAAAUCCCCAGAUGUAUUGAACUAUUCAUUACCAAAGAGUAUAUAAAAUAAUUUUAAAAUAAACACGUGUCAAAACGUUUUCAACGAAAUCAUUUCAUCCUUCUUCACCUUAACUUAGGCCUAUUUUAUAAGUAAUAAUAAUACAUAAUUCCAGUAUGACUUUCUAGUGUCACUGCUUUCAGCCUCUUCCAGAGAUUUUUUUUUUUGUUUGUUUUUUAAAUUUGCUGCUGUACCUGACCGCCUCUUGGGAAGGCAGCAUUCAGCCAUCCUCCACAGUUUGAACACAAUCUCUUAUACACUCUAUGAAAUAAAGUUUUUGCCCCGUUGUAUAACGUUUCACACGACUACUGGCCAUGAUUGCCCUUGUGUGGAUGUACUGAGAUGAAGCUUUUAUAUAGGCUACACCUGAAAUAUGGCAUUUGCAUUUCUGAUUCAAUUUACACCUUAUAUAGUCUACAAUACAUCUUUGGUCCCAUAAACAAAUGCAUUUGUUUUCUGUGUGAAUUAAAUGAGGACUAAUACAAGUUUUGUUUAACGCAGCUUCAUUAAUUUUGGUCGUGUUUUAGGAAAAUUAGAUUAUACCUGUGAGUUUGGUUCAAGAAAAUGGGAAAAUGUUCUUAUGCAAUUCAGCCUUAGUAUUUCCUUUCGUGUGUGAAUACUUUUCCAUACAUCAUUUUCUGAAGUUCAAAAAAUAAAUAAAUUAAAAAACAAUAAUAAUUAAGAUGUUAAGUUUCUUAAAUAAAACAAUUUCAGUCUUGUUGCGAAAAAUAUAAUUAGCUGGAAGUAAUGGGAUGAUCCUGAGAUAGUACUGUAUUAGCUAGUCUGCAGCUGGGGAUGAUCCUGAGAUAGUACUGUAUUAGCUAGUCCGCAGCUCCGUACUAAAUCUACAAGUUCACUGCAAUUGACCCACUAUGGCCCGGUUUACAUUAUUAUUAUUAUUAUUAUUAUUAUUAUUAUUAGUAGUAGUAGUAGUAGUAGUAGUAGUAGUAGUAGUACUAGUAGUAGUAGUAGUAGUAGUAGUAGUAGUAGUAGUAGUAGUAUUUUUUUUUUUUUAAUAAUAAUAAUUUGUAUCAGGUGGAUGUCCAACUCUCCUUAUUUUCUGAUAAGUCUUCUCAUUCUAUCUUCUUUAACUGUCCAUGUAUUUCACAGUACUGGAGAGGUCAUGUAUUUCACAGUGCUCGAGAGGUCAUGUAUUUCCCAGUGCUCGAGAGGUCAUGUAUUUCCCAGUGCUCGAGAGGUCAUGUAUUUCCCAGUGCUGGAGAGGUCAUGUAUUUCCCAGUGCUGGAGAGGUCAUGUAUUUCACAGUGCUGGAGAGGUCAUGUAUUUCCCAGUGCUGGAGAGUUCAUGUAUUUCACAUUGCUGGAGAGUUCAUGUAUUUCACAGUGCUGGAGAGUUCAUGUAUUUCCCAGUGCUCGAGAGUUCAUGUAUUUCCCAGUACUGGAGAGGUCAUGUAUUUCCCAGUGCUGGAGGUCAUGUAUUUCCCAGUGCUCGAGAGUUCAUGUAUUUCACAGUACUGGAGAGGUCAUGUAUUUCACAGUGCUGGAGAGUUCAUGUAUUUCACAGUGCUGGAGAGUUCAUGUAUUUCCCAGUGCUCGAGAGUUCAUGUAUUUCCCAGUACUGGAGAGGUCAUGUAUUUCACAUUGCUGGAGAGUUCAUGUAUUUCCCAGUGCUGGAGAGUUCAUGUAUUUCCCAGUGCUCGAGAGUUCAUGUAUUUCCCAGUACUGGAGAGGUCAUGUGUUUCCCAGUGCUCGAGAGUUCAUGUAUUUCACAUUGCUGGAGAGUUCAUGUAUUUCACAGUGCUGGAGAGUUCAUGUAUUUCCCAGUGCUCGAGAGUUCAUGUAUUUCCCAGUACUGGAGAGGUCAUGUAUUUCCCAGUGCUGGAGGUCAUGUAUUUCCCAGUGCUCGAGAGUUCAUGUAUUUCACAGUACUGGAGAGGUCAUGUAUUUCACAUUGCUGGAGAGUUCAUGUAUUUCACAGUGCUGGAGAGUUCAUGUAUUUCCCAGUGCUCGAGAGUUCAUGUAUUUCACAGUACUGGAGAGGUCAUGUAUUUCACAUUGCUGGAGAGUUCAUGUAUUUCACAGUGCUGGAGAGUUCAUGUAUUUCCCAGUGCUCGAGAGUUCAUGUAUUUCACAGUACUGGAGAGGUCAUGUAUUUCACAGUGCUUGAGAGUUCAUGUAUUUUGCAGUGCUGGAGAGGUCAUGUAUUUCACAGUGCUGGAGAGUUCAUGUAUUUCCCAGUGCUGGAGAGUUCAUGUAUUUCCCAGUACUGGAGAGGUCAUGUAUUUCACAUUGCUGGAGAGUUCAUGUAUUUCACAGUGCUCGAGAGUUCAUGUAUUUCCCAGUACUGGAGAGGUCAUGUAUUUCACAGUGCUGGAGAGGUCAUGUAUUUCACAGUGCUCGAGAGUUCUCCCAUGCUGUAUGGGUAUGCAGGCUGUGUUUGACAAAGAGAGGCAGACUUCCAAACCUGCCAUUGCUGUCUAGAGGGCUGCGCUAUAAACACAUCUUUCAGCCUUUGUGUUCAAUUAAAGAUGAGUUCUAGGUUUAAGAAAGGGAAUUGUUUGCUUGUGGGAAUCUGUUUUUGUAUCUCUUGUAUAUCUUCUGUAAUCUGUUCUGAAAUCCAUCUCUCUCCCUCCCUCUCUGGCCCCCCUGUUUCUGUGUGAAGGUGGUGAGCAGAGACCCUGGAGCCUGUGCCUUAAGGGAGAGGGAGGGGUAUGGGAGUAAGAUGAGAUUUGAAAUGAUGAUGAUGUUUUGUGUGUUUGUUUUGUUUUCAUGUACAUUUUAAAUUGUGUGCUUUGGCCAAACAGAUAUCCUCUUUAGGUCCUCAUGCUGGCUCAAGUUGACUGUAGUGUCACAGUGGGUCAGCUGGUUUUCUAUUGUUAUGACUGCCAGGGAAUUGUUCAAGGCAAACCGAUUCAAUAUUGCCUUAAAUUCUGAAUGUACAUUAUGCAGAAAUAAGGAUUCAUUUGCUGUGUUUACUGAUGGAAUUGUUCAUUUUUGUUUGUUUUGUCUAUGCAGAAAUGUUGUCGGUAUACUGGCAAAAAGAGAAUUUAUUCAGUCUCUGAAAACAUUGAUGUACAAUGCUACAGAUGUACAAUAUUAUUCUAAACUGUGGACACACAUGCAAUUCCCUAAUACAAAAGCCAAUUAUUUUAAUGAGAAACCAGGCUGCUUUUUUUUAUUUCAGCCCGAGAACCUAAAGAUAAAGAUUGUUAUUAUUAUUAUAUUUUUUGUUAUGUUGGAAAUGUAACCUUUACAAAGAGAAUCUUGUUAUAUUGACGAUUGUGUGUCCAGAAAGCUGUUGUGCACUGUUGUACGGUGUCUGCAGCGAUGUGUCAAGAGAGAGAGGAGUUCAAUGCUCCUAUUUCAUAAUAAUCUAUUUGCCAUUAAAAGACAUGUCUGCAGAUGGUACUAGCAAUUUAUAAACAACAAAUGAACUGGGGUUAACUACACAAAAAGAACAUGUCAAAUUCCAAUAUUGUAAUGAAUUCUGUACAGAAUGUUAAUCUUUUUCCUUAAUUGUUUUGGUUUUCUCUUGGAUCUGUACAUUGCAAUGGGUGUGAAGAUAGUAUUUUAAUAUUUGUAUAGUUUAAUUUAAUUCUACUAUGUAUAUAACUAUUUCUAAUUAAAGGUUUCUUUUGACGUGUU